AUGUCUGCUAACUGUAUUGAAGAAAAAAAAUUUGCUUUGAUCAAUGAAGAAUUAACAAUUGACAAUAUGGACUAAUCUACAACAAAUUAAUCAAAAUAAAGCAAUGCUACACUCUCCAUGGCCUUUCCGAAUGCUGAUAGCAAUUACAGGUACAAGCCAAUAAAAACCCAAAGAAGUCUGUUGACACUGACUCCAUAGAUCAGUUAAAGAAGAAGUUCAAGAUCUCUGAUUGAACAAACUUACGUAAUUGAAGAGGAACCAUAAAUUUAAGGAUAGAAUGAAGUAUUCCUCAUUUAUUGGUAUGAUUAAAAUAUUGAUCAUAAAUAUGAGAUGAUUAUUCAAACACAUAAUAACAUUACUGUAGGUGAUCUAAUUCAACUUUUUAUCUAACAAUUCAAUGACCAAAAUUAAUAUUUACAGACUCCGUUUUCCUCUGAUGUUCAUAAUACCAAUAUUUAUGAAUUAUACAUACCAAAAAAGAAAAAAGGUACUCCAAAUGAAGAUUUUCCAGCUUUUGCCAAUUAAACUAUGCUUAAUUAAACCAAUUUAAAAGAAUUUUCCUUAAAGAUAACAACCAAACAAAUAACAAAUUAUUCGUCACCACUUUUAAAUUCCUAGAAUUCAUCAGCAGCCAAAUCUAAUACUAAAUAGAGAUAAAGCUUAACAAAUUCUAGUUAAAAAAAGAAGAAAAACUUUUUUUAGAAAUUAUUUUUCUGUUGCAAUCACCAGGCAGAAGAAUUUUGAACUUAAUAACUUAAACUUGUUUAAUGCAUUUACAUAACAAAUAAUAUUU
Messenger RNA from Paramecium tetraurelia, 793 nucleotides. RefSeq lists its product as uncharacterized. The record is from RefSeq and is a predicted model, not a curated record. Lineage: Eukaryota; Ciliophora; Oligohymenophorea; Peniculida; Parameciidae. The transcript is spliced from 4 exons.